Messenger RNA from Amphibalanus amphitrite, 1874 nucleotides. It is a transcript of the gene Ipp, whose product is annotated as inositol polyphosphate 1-phosphatase-like. The record is from RefSeq and is a predicted model, not a curated record. The transcript has 8 exons. The coding region runs from base 117 to 1226 and encodes 369 amino acids. Gene Ontology annotation, biological process: phosphatidylinositol phosphate biosynthetic process. NCBI's taxonomy places the organism in Eukaryota, Metazoa, Arthropoda, Thecostraca, Balanomorpha, Balanidae. Gene Ontology annotation, molecular function: inositol-1,4-bisphosphate 1-phosphatase activity.
AGCCUAAGUAAUAUCGUCAAAUUUAUGCUCUUUCGAAUGCCGCCUACCUACCAGGUUUCGCCAUGUGAGGGCCAAAAGCCGAAGUUGAAGUAAAAGCAAAGCAACUGACUGACACCAUGGAGUGUCAAGGCGCAGAUCUGCUUCAUGUUCUGCUCUGCUGCUCAGAGCGUGCAGCUCAUCUAGCCAGAGUCUGUCGCCAGUCCACCAUCUUCCAAGAUGUGGUCGAGGGAAAGGCAGACAUCAUCAAGAAUAAAACUGUCAUGCAGGACUUUAAGACUGUUGCAGAUGUCAUGGUGCAAGCCAUGGUUCAGCAUUACAUCAGUGCUGAGUAUCCAGCACUGGGUGGCCAUGUUCUCGGCGAGGAGAGCUGCCAGUUUACCACUGUGAACGGAACUUGCCUUGACCUCGGUGUGCAGCCCACAGAGCAAGAAACGGCAGAGCUUCUUGAACAGGCUAUGCGGGGCGCCGAUGCGUCGACGGCCGCCAGGAUGGCGUCGGUAGUUCACGGCCCGCCGCCAGAUGUCGGGCCGGUCGCCGCCGAGGCCUGCCGCCGUCUGGAGGGGACCUCACUGCCGCUGGAGGACCUCGCUGUGUGGAUCGACCCGAUCGACUGUACCUCGGAGUAUGUGCGCGGCGCGCCCGCCUAUACGGAUGACGUCACCCGUCUAGUGACGUCAGGCCUGCCGGCCGUUACCGUCCUGGUGGGCGUGUUCCGACGCUCGUCCGGCCGGCCGGUGAUGGGAGUGGUCACUCAGCCGUUCGGAAACCAGAACAGUGACGGGACGUGGAGCUCCGCCCAGUACUGGGGCGUCUGUCACGGUGACCUGCGCCUCUCCAACCUGCCCCCGUCGUCACCCGCCGCUGCCCCGUCCUCCGUGGUGAUGACGUCACGUUCAGAGCGUGAUGACGUCAUCAGUUCUCUGCGCUCUGCCGGGCUGCAGCCGAUGGCGGCCUCCGGGGCCGGAUACAAACUGCUCCAGGUAGCGCUAGGCUCGGCGCUCGGUUUUGUGGUGUCGCUGUCGUCGACUUUUCUCUGGGACACCUGCGCCCCUGACGCGCUCCUGCAGGCUGUCGGCGGCUCGCUGGUGUUCAAGGACGGUAAAACUAUCAGGUAUGACCGAACGGUGGCCGACAGCCGAAACUCCGGCUGUCUGCUGGCUGCCCGUGACGAGGAGUCCCUGAAGCGUCUGACCGUCGCCCUGGCGACCUGUCCUGACGUGCUAUAAGGCGGGCCCGCACUGCGGUUAGAAGGGGCGGGGAUCAGUGGGGUGGCAGACGGGGCAGGGGGGGGGGGUAGGUAUCGUCUAGUGGUGUUUUUGUGUAAUGUGAACCGAGUACUGAGAUGUCUUGCAUUUCCUAGAUCCAGUAUAUGGUCAAUUGAGAUCGUUUGCUGGCUAUUUAAUUAUUAAGUUCCUGCCUAGUCAAUAUAACAUGGAGUGAAUGACAUUUAUCGGCAAGGCAGUUUAUCGUGAUGCAAUUAUCACCAGUAUUAGAGGCUCAGUGCUUCUCCCAAAGAGUAUAUAAUGGCCGUAGAGUCUAUGACAUUCAGGUUUGUUAAUGACCUAUCGUGAUAAUCUAAGUUUACUCCUUAUUUUGGUAACUUUUGAAUGAACCAUACUAUAUCAAUCUAAUCGGCCUGGUGUUUGCUUAUGAUUUUACUGUAGGCUGACUUUUUAAGCACUUAAUACUGAUGUUAGAACUAGACGAAGACCGUAGCGUCAAUGCCAAUGGAGUCGUGGGCUUUGAUCAACUAGUUCAAGGGCGUGGUAUCUGGCCUUUAUGAAUUUAAUUGUGAAUGAUAUAGAUUCAAAUGAGAUUUUACCCUUUCGUGGUGUUCAUAUGUUGUACCGCACCUAAUAUACCAUAUUAUGAUA